CUGCAGCAUGUGUGGUGACCAGACGAGCCGCACACUUCACACAUCCUAACAAGAGUAAUUACACAGGCAAGCGGAGAGUUAGACAGAGACCCAAAGAAGACUCUAAACAGGAGAAGAGAGAGGGGCUCUGGAGAGACUCACAACUCACUUAUAAACAGAAAAAGUGGGAUCUUGCCAUACCAAGUUCAAUUAAGGAUACGUCUUAAUUUAUAUAACAAAAUACUCGGGGUGCAAAAAAAAAAAAAAAAAAAAAAAAAAACUUUCACAAUCUUUGAAUUUUUUCAAAGAGAGAGAGAGAAAAAAAUCAUCAGUUGCUUCGUUCAUUGGUGUUAAAGAUGUCAUGUUUCAUGUCACUAUGUCUGUCCGUUUGGGUAGUGCUCAUGAUGCCUGGCAGGACAAGUGCACUGACUGACAACAUCGACGUGAUGGUCAUGUUGCCUCACAACAACACAUACCUGUUCUCUUACCAGAGAGUUUCUCCGGCUAUUGAGUACGCGAUAAAAACCCUCAGCAGUGGAGAGUUCGCUGGAUUGAGAUUCAAUGUACAGUAUGAGAACUCCGCGUGCGGGAUGGACGCUCUGUACGCGCUCGUGGACAAGCAGAAAGACGAGCGUCCCGACCUGGUCCUCGGUCCGGUGUGCGAGUACAGCGCCGCGUCGGUGGUCAGAGUGGCAUCGCACUGGAACAUCCCCGUGAUCUCAGCAGGUGCUCUGGCCACCGGCUUCAGCUUCAAAACCCCCGAAUACUCGCAUAUCACUAGAAUCGCUCCAACCUACCUGAAGAUGGCCGAGACGUUUCAGGCUAUGUUCGGCCGUUUCGGCUGGAGAACUGCAUCUUUGAUUUACGACGACGAUAAAGACGAGAGAAACUGUUACUUUACGAUAGAGGGGGUUUACACGGUGCUCUCGGAGUACUACAAAACCACAGAUUACGCCGUGUUAAACUCGCAAGAGGACAGAGUAGAUGCCGACGAGAUCAUCGCGUCCGUCUACGGGAGCGAAGUGGUGAUCAUGUGUGCCAAGGCGGACACAGUACGAGACCUCAUGCUGGCGGCCCAUCGACGAAAAUUAACCAGCGGCAGCCACAUUUUCUUUAACAUCGAGCUCUUCAACUCCUCUUCCUAUGGGGAUGGAUCCUGGAGGAGAGGAGACAAAUAUGACAAUGAGGCCAAGGCUGCCUACAGCUUUCUCAACACUGUAACGUUGCUUAGGUCCACCAAGCCAGAGUUUGAAAACUUCUCCACGGAAAUGAAAAAGUCACUAAAGCAAUCGAACAUCCCUGUCUGUGAACGCUGCAGUGCUGUCAAUAUGUUUAUGGAGGGGUUCCAUGAUGCUUUGAUUCUCUAUGCAAUUGCCUUGCGUGAGGUGAAGAGUAUUGGUCUGACAAAAAAGAAUGGCCUGCAAAUCACCCACAGCAUGUGGAACAGAACAUUUGAAGGCAUUGCUGGCCAGGUGUCUCUGGAUGCCAAAGGUGACCGGAAUGGAGAUUUCUCUGUCGUUAGGAUGACAGACCCAGAGGCAGGAACGCACGAGACUGUCAUGAGCUACUUUGGCACCAAUGGAAGUUUCCAGAUAAUGCCGGGCUUUAAGAGGGAAUGGUUCACCUUGCGAACAUCACCAGAGCCUCCACAUCCAAAACACAGUGACCCAUCAUCAGGUGGACUAGGUGUAUCGGCAGUGACUGGGAUAAUUGUAGGAGGAAUUCUGGGAACGGCUCUCCUUUUGGCAUUCUACUUCUUUAGGAAAAAUUACAGGAUAACCAUUGAACGGAGAACACCGCGAGAAGAGUGCGAUAUCGGGAAACACCGUCAGUUGCGGGAAGACUCCAUUAGAUCCAACUUCUCGGCAGCGUAGUCUGUAGUCGUAAGUCGACUGCUGGGGUGUUCGAAUUCAGGGAAGGUGCAUCUCAAAUGGGUCUGUGAGGCUCAUCAAACACCAUCCCAGGAACCCAGAAAUAUUUAUAGACAUGCUGUAGUGUUUUUUUCCUUGUAAAUGUCUCUUGCUCUUCAAUUCGUAAACUCAGGAAAGUUGAAUUAUUGGAUGAGAAGUGCUCGCAAGGCUUCUUGAAUCUCUAAAGAAAAAGGGUCUUUUUUAUUUAGCUACAGACCUUUUUCUCCCUGCCAAACUCAUCUUGAGGAAAACUCUGUAGAAGCCUGUCAGUUUUGUAGAAAAUGGUCAGCUGACUUGAGUCUGGGUCAGCUGCUGUGUCGAUGGGGAGAAGCGGUUAUGAGAUAUUGAGGACGUAAGAGUGACACUCAGAACCUAAGCUUACUUUAAACUCAACACUCUCACUCAUGUUUCCUUCCUCUUCUUCCUUUAGAGAAUGUCCAGUAGAACACACUGAUAAACAUCCAUUCUUUCUUCUUUGUAGACUGUGUAAAGAGGCACUGAUGAAUACAAAAACUGAUGUGAACUUUAAAAAUGA
Carassius auratus (goldfish) is the source of this 2424-nucleotide messenger RNA. RefSeq names its product atrial natriuretic peptide receptor 3-like. Bases 336 to 1853 code for a protein of 505 amino acids. The record is from RefSeq and is a predicted model, not a curated record. Gene Ontology annotation, cellular component: membrane. Gene Ontology annotation, biological process: signal transduction. The transcript is spliced from 8 exons. NCBI's taxonomy places the organism in Eukaryota, Metazoa, Chordata, Actinopteri, Cypriniformes, Cyprinidae. Gene Ontology annotation, molecular function: natriuretic peptide receptor activity; peptide hormone binding.